CCAUUUUAAAGACUUAUGACCGUUGCGGCAUCCCCAGGAUCAACAUUCAGACGCUUGGCCACCGACUCCUAUUUACGACGGUUGCAGCGUCCCCCGUAUCUCUCCGUUCAUCCUGCUUCCUGCCGCGGCUUCAGGAUCAUGGCCUCAAAGCCACAGCAGCAACAGCAGCCGUCGCAGCCACAGUCCAAUUCCUUGCCCGCCUACGAAACCUUGAAGUUGGAACGGGUCCGCGAGAAAGUCCUGCACGUGGAGCUCAACCGCCCCGAGAAAAGGAACGCCAUGAAUACCGCCUUUUGGAGAGAGAUGGUCGAAUGCUUCAACAAGAUUGGCCAGGACUCUGAAUGCCGCGCAGUGGUGAUCUCGGGCGCUGGGAAAAUGUUCACUGCAGGCAUCGACCUCAUGGAGAUGGGCAGCGUUUUCCUGAUGGCAGAAGGUGACGACGUGGCUCGGAAGGCUUGGAACAUCCGCAAGAAGAUCCGAGACUACCAAGAAUCCUUCACGGUCCUGGAGAAGUGUCCCAAACCCAUCAUUGCAGCCGUUCACGGAGCCUGCAUCGGAGGAGGUGUGGAUCUCGUUUCGGCCUGUGAUAUUCGCUACUGCACGCAGGACGCUUGGUUCCAGGUGAAGGAAGUGGAUAUCGGGCUGGCAGCCGACGUUGGCACAUUGCAGCGUUUGCCACAGAUCAUUGGAAAUCGGAGCCUAGUGAACGAGCUGGCUUUCACUUCCAGAAAGCUGAUGGCUCCGGAAGCCGAGAGCUGCGGCCUUGUAAGCCGUGUCUUCCGAGAUCACGAGACGAUGCUGCAGAGCGCCUUUGAUUUGGCCAGCGAAAUUGCCAGCAAGAGCCCCAUCGCGGUGCAGGGGACAAAAAUGAACCUCCUUUACGCCCGAGACCAUUCGGUGGCCGAGAGCUUGAAAUACAUGGCCGCCUGGAAUAUGAGCAUGCUUCAAACGGAGGACAUCAUCAAGUCCGCCCAAGCUGUGAUGGAGAAGAAGUCCCCCAAGGACGUGGUCUAUUCCAAACUCUAGGUGGCAACCUGUCCUGAAGCAAUUGGCUCACACACGGUACCUUUACAGAGGCCGAGCUCGGACACAAGCAAGACAACAGUAGCAUCAAGUGCCUUUGAAUCACUCACCUCCUGCCUCUUCCCUUCUGGCUCACCUGCCGAUUUCUUUUUUUUGGGGGUGCUGUGAAGCGAAAGCCCCCCCCCUUUGAAACGGGGGGGGGCGUUUUCCCAAGCACGCAGGUUAGCAGCGGAGGAGCGUAUAUGAAUGUAGACGCUGAAAAAGCUUUAAAAAAAAGAUUAAAUCCUGUUUUCAUUGUA
This is a messenger RNA of Pantherophis guttatus, 1322 nucleotides long. The record is from RefSeq and is a predicted model, not a curated record. Lineage: Eukaryota; Metazoa; Chordata; Lepidosauria; Squamata; Colubridae.